CCCGACCUCCUCCAUCAGCUCAUCAAGGGCACAUUCAAAGACCAUCUUGUGGCGUGGGUCAUCAACUACAUCACGUUGACUGCGGAGAGCGAGCGUGAAGCAAAGCGGAUACUCGAUGAUAUCGAUCGGCGGAUCGCCAGUGUCCCCGCAUUUCCUGGGCUACGGCGCUUUCCGCAAGGGCGAAAUUUCAAGCAGUGGACGGGCAACGACUCGAAGGCACUCAUGAAGGCCUGUGCGAUCCGGUUUGUCUUCCUGCCGGUGCUAACCGGAUACGUUCCUGACAAGAUGAUACGCUGUCUUGAUGCGUUCCUCGAGUUCGCAUACCUUGCGAGGCGCCCCUCUCACGACACCACCUCCCUCGACGCCAUGGAUGCUGCGUUGGCACGCUUCUGCGAGCUUCGCUCAAUCUUCGUCGAGACUGGUGUGCGACCGAACGGUUUUGCGCUACCCCGACAACACGCACUUCUCCAUUAUACCCGGAUGAUCAAGCUCUUUGGGUCGCCCAACGGUGUGUGCACUUCAAUCAGCGAGUCGAAGCACAUCGCUGCUGUGAAGCGUCCUUGGCGUGCAUCGAACCGCAACAACCCGCUAUUGCAAAUCCUUCGCACAAACACACGUCUCACGAAGCUCGCUGCGCUACGUGUCGAGCUAGGCCGUCGUGGCUUGUUGCAUGGGGAUUUGAUCUCUUACGCCCUUCGCAAGCUACACGCAAAUGAACAAGAUGUCGCUGAUGAGGCCGGACCGCACAUCGAAUCACAAGUUCAUCUCUCCGCACGAUACAGUACGUCAUUUUCGCUUUCACCAGUCAACACUAUUGCUCAGUAUCUAGGCAUGCCAGCUCUUCAUGAGCUUCUACGCCGCUUUCUUCGUGAGCAGCUGUUUCCGGACUUCGACGAGCCAGAUGUGGUGAUACCACUCGCUGUCUGUCCCUGGCUUGCGCACUCGACUCGCGUUACCGUGCAUGGCAGUGCGAAGGCCGUAUUUUUCGCCCCGAGCGAGCUCUGCGGUGCUGGUGGCAUGCACUCCGAGAUGAUCAGGUGCACACCGAGUUGGCGCCAGGAUGGACCUCGUCGCGAUACUGUCCUUGUGCAGCUGAGCGAUGACCCUGGGAUGUAUGGUAUGGCUAUCGGCCGUGUGCGUGCAUUCCUGUCAUUUGUGUACGGAAUUGUCCGUUACGAGUGCGCUUUGCUCGAAUGGUUCGAGCAGGUCGGAGACGGUCCGGAUCCGGUUACAGGCAUGUGGGUAGUGAAACCUGAGGUCCUCCAUGGGCGUCGGGCUUUGGGGGUUGUGUCUGCUGAUUCCAUUGUCCGCUCGUGCCAUCUCAUUCCUGUUUACGGACGUACACGCAUCCCUGCCACAUUUCAUUUCUCCGACUCACUUGAUGCAUUCCGUAGGUACUAUGUCAACACUUACGCUGAUUAUCACACACACGAGCUUUUGCGGUAG
Trametes versicolor FP-101664 SS1 is the source of this 1446-nucleotide messenger RNA. RefSeq lists its product as uncharacterized. The transcript is spliced from 5 exons. The record is from RefSeq and is a predicted model, not a curated record. The annotation marks the transcript as partial. Lineage: Eukaryota; Fungi; Basidiomycota; Agaricomycetes; Polyporales; Polyporaceae.